Fusarium proliferatum ET1 is the source of this 3531-nucleotide messenger RNA. RefSeq lists its product as uncharacterized. Lineage: Eukaryota; Fungi; Ascomycota; Sordariomycetes; Hypocreales; Nectriaceae. Bases 1 to 3531 code for a protein of 1176 amino acids. The record is from RefSeq and is a predicted model, not a curated record. Gene Ontology annotation, molecular function: protein binding. The transcript has 7 exons.
AUGGCGUUCAGUUCGGCCGACCAAGUCAGCGAGGUCUUUGAAAAGGCCAAAGCUGAUUUUUUGAACGGAAUCAAAGAUCAGAAACUGCGCAGCCAGCUUCAAAAAGCGACCACGAUUGACGACAUUUGGGACUACACCGACCAGCUCCAAAAGGAUCAGGGCAGCAAUAAGCGACUACGAGGUUUGAAGAGGAUCGGACCUUAUAUCGAGCGACUGCAAGAAUACGCCGGCGUAAUUGAAGUCUUUGUACAAGCUAAACCAGAUAUUCUGGCUCUCAUCUGGGGACCGAUCAAGCUUUUACUCCAAGUGUCGAGUAACCUCGUCGCGUCUUUCGAUGCGAUUCUCGGCGUGAUGAAGAAUAUGGGGUCCAUUCUUCCUCGAUUUAACGAAUUCGUUCCGUUGUUCAAAAACAAUGAGCGCAUGAAAUAUGUUCUGGGAUUGUUCUUCCAGGACAUUCUUGAUUUCUACCUCGUUUCUCUAAAGUUCUUUGGACUUACUCGCUGGAAAGUGUUUUUUGAGUCGCUGUGGCCAGCACGCCGAGCUGAGAUACAAGUCAUUGCUGAAAACAUAGAAAAGCAUAGGCUUUUGCUUUGCAAUGAGAUUACGCUCAACGACAUUUUGGAAGCUCACACAGCACGCAAGAAGGCUCUUGAGCACUACGCUGAGACAAGAGAAUUCCAAGAACGUCAGGACUUUCAUUCCAUGGAGACUUAUAUACACCCUCCUUCUUACGAUGAAGACCUUGAUCGCAUUCGAAAUACUCGGUGUGAAGGGACUGGUUCUUGGCUAGUUCAGGACCAGCAGUUUGUGAGUUGGGCUGAAGGAAAGGAGAAAUCCGCCCAAGUUCUAUGGCUUCAAGGGAUCCCUGGAGCAGGGAAAACCUUUCUAGCAUCGACAGCGGUUGAUAGGACGAAAGAUUUGGGUCAUUCGCUAUUUGCCCUUCUCAGUUACAGAAACGAUCUGAAAUCCCCCAUCCCUAUCUACCACUCCCUGAUCUUUCAGCUCGCAUCGCAAGAUCGAGAUUUGCGAACUGUGCUAUGCUCAACUAUUAUGGACACCACUAAAGACUUGAAACGCGACCUGAAAGGCAACUCCAAAUUCGCUCUCAACACCUUCUCAAAGUUGCUACAAGCGGCAGGGCCAACAUACAUCACCAUUGACGGCCUCGAUGAAAUUGAUGACUUUACCCAGCAAGCCUUUCUGCAUCUACUCCUUGAUGAGCUCAAGAGCUUGCCCCAUGUCAAGCUUCUUGUUAGUAGUAGAAGAGUCGAAAGAAUAGAAAGGAUUCUGAAGCCAGUUGCGGCGAUACUGCCAAUUGACCAGAAGAACUCUGGCUGCAUCAAGGCAUACGUUUCCCGUCGAAGUGGGGAAUGGCUCAAUAACUCAUAUUUCGAUAGUGACGCCCGCUCAGAAAUUCGGGAAUUGCUCAAUCCCUUGGCCCUGAAGGCUGAUGGUAUGUUCCUCUAUGCGAGGAUCGUAUUAGAAGAUGUGGAAAUGCUGCAGGAUUUGGGUUCCAUCCGGGAUCAGCUUAGCGUCCUCCCACAGGGUCUUGAUGAGGCGUACGAGAGGAUUCUUCGAAGAAUUACAAAACAUCCGUCAAGCGCUCAGAAGCAAUGCAAGAGAAUCUUGUCAUGGAUAGCCUGCUCUCCAGUUCAGAUCACUCGUCACGAGAUGGAACAGGUUUUGAUCAUCAAGAAGGAUCAUAGAAGUGUUCCUCCUGUCAGAUCAACUCUGAAUACUCUUCCCCUCUGUGGUCCGCUAGUUGAAGCUGAUGACGAGAAUCUGAGGUUUGUCCACUUCACUGUGAAGGAAUAUCUUCUUCGACAUCAAAAGAAUAAGUUUUUGGAUGAUGGGGAGGCACUUAUCGAAAUCUCAACAACCUGCUUGGCAUAUCUUUGCUCAGACCUGAUGGAUGCGGACAUCAGCGACGACGAUAUCCAGCGAAAUUUAGUAUCUGGGGCAUAUCGGCUACUCAACUUUGCACACCGCCAGUGGGCAGAGUGCCUUAGACUUUGUACGAGGCAUUUCAGAGAUGAGUUGCCGCCACAGCUUGUCCCCUUGCUGGGCCACAUUAUGCAGGAACUCGCAAAUCCAUACUACAGCGAGGACUUUGACACAAACUUGGGGCUCUGGAGUCUUGAUAGAUUUAAGUCAAACCUUAAAGAGAUCAAGACUAUUUCUCGUAGCCUUGACUUUAGAAGUCUUAUGGCUACUUCUUAUGACUGGCGUCUGGACGAAGUUGACCCUAGUUGGUCGGAUUUUGAUUUCACAACUAUCUCUGCGACGACAAUACGUGUGCAUCGCAUACUACAGAGCCUUCUUUGCAGUGGCAGCAAACAUGAAAAAGAUUGUCACUGUUCAGAAAUUCAGAAGCAUUAUGGUACUGCUGUCAAUAUAUGCCCCUUCUUGUCUUGUCGAUUCCAUCAAUUCCCUUUGAGAAGCAGAGAUCUCCGCGACAAACAUAUCAGGCAGCACGAUCGCCCCUUCAAAUGCACCGUUGAAACUUGUGAAUACUCAACUCUCGGUUUCUCUUCUCUGGGCCAACUCGAACAACAUCGAGUUCAGUACCACCAGAGGCCAACUGAGAUACAUAUUCCCAGCGACCUCGAUACCCUUGAGCUCGAGGAACUCAAGUCACUUAUGAUGGAGUACAUUAUGAGAGAUCGAGUUCAAGAGAUGGAACGGAUUCUUCCCUCGAUUAUAUCAAGAUGGCCUUCCAAGUCAGCUUUCAGAUCUUCGUUUAAGGGCUUGCUAGCCUCUCAUGGUUCCGUUGCAAUGGUCCGCCUUAUAUUUGGAGACCAAUUACCAGAUGAAGGGAUUGUUUGGAGCUCCUACGAUUCAUUCAUGUCUCACGCUAUUAGAAGUCGUAACGUUCCAGUCGUUGAGUGGGCUUUCAACACAGGCGCAAUCGCGGUGGGAUCUCCUAAAACCGGUUUGGUUUCACAAAUAGCAGCGUCUGAUUCUCUUGAAACUUUCAAUAUUUGGUGGAACGACGCACUCUCCUCAAACCACUUUCAUCGUUUAAUGUCCUACAUUGUUGAGUGCCGCAAAUGGAGCCCAUUGAUGGAGUCACAAGUAGCGUCGUUAUGGAUUGAGCAGCACCAACUCGGAAACUUUCCUACGUUCUUAGCAAGUAAACUACUGAAAAUAUUGGCCUCGUCGAGCUGCUCUCUCGUACUGGCUCAGGCUCUGGUUGCUUGUGGUGCCGACGUUAACUAUAGAUCAAGCAAGCUUUCUGCGGAGCUCCCUCCGUUGCACCUUGCUAUCAGGAAGACCAGCACUGAGGCAGCUGACUUAGUCAAGUAUCUUCUGCUAUCAGGCGCAGACCCUCAUGUGAAAAUAAUACGAUCACUCGGGAAGAACAAGGGGCAGGAAAUCGUUCCAUCCUUGGAGCCUGGUGCAAAAGGCAUCUCCAAGUGGUUGGGUCAGACAUGGGAUGAGUUAGUCGAAUGGGCAGCGGAAGAAAGACGAAAAGUUUCAGAAGAUAGAUUUCCAUCCGCGUCUUCGACAUUGUCGGCCGAUAGGGGGUAA